AUGAUGGAUGCUCGGAAGAAGAAGAGAAAGGUCCUAUUGAUGGGCAAGAGUGGAUCUGGGAAGUCAUCCAUGCGCUCAAUCAUCUUCAGCAACUACGUCGCCAAAGACGUCCGACGCCUCGGUGCUACAAUUGACGUAGAGCACAGCCACGUCAAGUUCAUGGGCAACCUCACACUAAACCUAUGGGAUUGCGGCGGCCAAGACGCCUUCAUGGAAACCUAUCUCGCUUCGCAGCGCGGCAACAUCUUCUCCGACGUCGCAGUCCUAAUCUACGUCUUCGACAUCGAGUCCCGAGAAGUCGAACGCGACCUAGACACGUACCACGCGAUCAUCGAAGCGCUGCGCGAAUUCAGCCCAAACGCCUACGUCUUCUGUCUCGUGCACAAAAUGGACCUCAUCCAAGCCGAGCACCGCCAACGCAUCUACGACGAGCGCUCCGCCGUAAUCCGCAGUCGAUCGAGCGACUUCACCGUCGACACCUUCGCAAGCAGUAUCUGGGACCAAUCGCUGUACAAAGCCUGGGCCGGAAUCGUCCACAAGCUCAUCCCGAACUUAAUCGUCAUUGAGCGCUUCCUGUCUGCCUUCGCGAAGAAAAUAAACGCUGAAGAAGUCAUUCUCUUCGAACGGUCCACUUUCCUCACGGUUACUUCCGUGACGUCCGAGGUCGGAGAGCUAAAUCCCAUCUAUGAUCGCCAUGAGCGCUUGUCAAAUAUCAUGAAGGCGUUUAAGCAUUGCGCUGCUCGGAAUACACUCACUACGCCCGCUUCGGCCGGCUUCGUCGUCAUGCACACUAAAACUCCACAGUUCAAUAUCUUCCUCGGCAGAUUCACCGAUAACACUUACAUCUUCCUCGUCGUGCCUCCCGGCGAGGCUUCGUACAACUGCGCCGUGCUCAAUACGAUGCUUGCCCGUGAGGGAUUCUCGAAAGCGGCUGCCGGCAGCGGCGGCGGUGAUGGGUUCCCUCUUCCUCCGCCUGAGACGGAGGAGCAUGCAAAUGGGACGAUUGGGAAUCCCGCGUAA
Molecule: messenger RNA, 1020 nt
Organism: Penicillium vulpinum
Lineage: Eukaryota; Fungi; Ascomycota; Eurotiomycetes; Eurotiales; Aspergillaceae
Product: Rag GTPase GTR1
Exons: 2
Coding region: 1-1020 (339 amino acids)
Biological process (GO): cellular response to starvation; positive regulation of TOR signaling; regulation of autophagy
Cellular component (GO): nucleus; fungal-type vacuole membrane; Gtr1-Gtr2 GTPase complex
Molecular function (GO): GTPase activity; GTP binding
Source: RefSeq, a predicted model, not a curated record